UUUCUUUUGCAGUGGAUAAAUAAAACGUUUGAUGGGACUGUUUUCAUAAACAACGCUGUCUUCAACGGUCAACCCUCACUUCUUCCUAGGUGGUCAGUUGCCGAGUGAGUAUUUUUUUCCUUGAGCUCUCAUUGGACAUAUUCGACGUCAAUUUGGGGAAUGUUUUCAGGAAUGAAGACGCAACGUAAACAUCUGCAAACUGUGAAGGUGCCGUGAUAAUUGAGACAUAACAGUUUACUUACAUUACAAGGGAAUCGGGAAGAACUGGUCGUAAAAAUGUAUGGUUUUGUCAACCACGCCUUGGAACUACUUGUAUUAAGAAAUUAUGGCGAAGAAGUGUGGGAAGACAUCAAGAGGGAGGCGCAACUCGAUGUAGAGGGUCAGUUCCUUGUCAGAAUCAUAUAUGAAGAUGCCAAAACAUACGACCUUGUUGCUGCUGCAAGCAAAGUUCUCAAGAUUGAUGCAGGGUGUAUCCUACAGAUGUUUGGGAAGAUGUUUUUUGAGUUUUGCCAAGAAUCAGGGUAUGACACCAUCCUGCGUGUUUUAGGCUCCAAUGUCCGUGAAUUCUUGCAGAAUCUGGAUGCCCUCCACGACCACCUAGGUACCAUCUACCCUGGGAUGAGGGCUCCAUCCUUCCGCUGCACGGAUGCGGAGAAGGGCAACAAUCUGAUCCUGCACUACUACUCGGAGAGGGAGGGGCUCCAAGACAUCGUGAUCGGCAUCAUCAAGACAGUGGCCCAACAGAUCCACGGCACCGAAAUAGAAAUGAAGGUGAUCCAGCACAAGAGUGAGGAGUGUGACCACAUUAAGUUCCUGAUCGAGGAGAAGGACUCGGAGGAGGAGGCCUUCUAUGAGGAUCUGGACGGCUUCGAGGAGAAUGGCACGCAGGAGACCCGGAUCAGCCCCUACACCUUCUGCAAGGCCUUCCCCUUCCACCUCAUGUUCGACAGGGACCUGAUGCUCACUCAGUGCGGCAAUGCCAUCUUCCGUGUGCUGCCGCAGCUCCAGCCGGGCAUCUGUAACCUGCCCUCCGUGUUCUCUCUGGUGCGUCCACACAUAGACUUCAGCUUCCAAGGCAUGCUCUCCCACAUCAACACUGUCUUCGUUCUGCGAAGCAAGGAGGGCCUCUUGAACGUGGAGACUUCAGAGAACGAGGACGAGCUGACUGGUGCUGAGAUCAGCUGUCUGAGGCUGAAGGGACAGAUGAUCUACCUGCCCGAGGCGGAGAACAUCCUCUUCCUCUGUUCUCCCAGUGUGAUGAACCUGGAUGACCUGACGCGGAGAGGCCUGUACCUGAGCGAUAUCCCGUUGCACGAUGCCACACGUGACCUGGUUCUGCUGGGAGAACAGUUCCGUGAGGAGUACAAGCUGACCCAGGAACUGGAGAUCCUGACUGACCGUCUGCAGCACACCCUCCGGGCCCUGGAGGAUGAGAAGAAGAAGACGGACAGAUUGCUCUACUCAGUCCUGCCACCAUCGGUGGCCAAUGAGUUGCGCCACAAGCGUCCAGUCCCUGCCAAACGCUACGACAAUGUGACCAUCCUCUUCAGCGGCAUUGUGGGAUUCAACGCCUUCUGCAGCAAACACGCAUCAGCUGAGGGUGCCAUCAAGAUAGUCAACCUGCUCAACGACGUCUACACCCGAUUUGACAUCCUGACCGACUCGAGAAAGAACCCCUACGUGUACAAGGUGGAGACAGUGGGUGAUAAGUACAUGACGGUCAGUGGGCUGCCAGAACCAUGUACCCACCACGCUCAAUCUAUCUGCCACCUGGCCCUAGACAUGAUGGAGAUUGCUGGACAGGUCAAAGUGGAUGAAGAUCCAGUACAGAUAACCAUUGGGAUCCACACAGGAGAGGUGGUAACUGGGGUCAUAGGUCAAAGGAUGCCCCGCUACUGCCUGUUUGGAAAUACUGUCAACCUCACCAGCCGUACAGAAACCACAGGAGAGAAGGGAAAAAUCAACAUUUCAGAAUAUACUUACAGGUGUUUGCAGUCGGCAGAGAAUGCUGACCCUCAGUUUCAUUUGGAGUACCGAGGACCCAUCACCAUGAAAGGCAAGAAGGAGCCCAUGAAUGUGUACUUUCUGUCUCGCAAAAGUACUGAAAGCGAUGUUUGAUCACAAAAGUAUUUCCCUUUCCCCAGCCGGAAAAAUGCAUAAAAGUGUCAUUUUUGGGUUCUAAUUUGUUUUUACGGGUUGAAGAGACGUCAGAUAACCGAAUUAGAACCAAGAGAAGAUGUCCUUUUCUGGCCGCUAAAAAAGAUAAGUUAAAAAAACAUUUUUACAAUCAACAUAAAACUGGACCAUAACUCAUGCCUGACCAGUUUUGCUCACUGGGUCACUUGUCAGUUUCAAGAACCUGCUGUAUCUGAAGGCAAUUUUAACGUCUAGAAAUAUACCUUGUUCUCUCCUUCACCAACAGUUAUUCUUAUUGGUAGUAUAUAUGUUUGUUACAAGUGACAAAGGUAGAUUAUAAGUUUAAGUUAGUAUGAUGAAGAUGAAGAACCUAUUUUUAUGGAUAUACUGUAGGUACUGGCACGUACUGUAAUACAACGUCAUGUAUUUUCUUUCUCUAUCCAUUCCAGCAUUUAAAGUAGUAUUUUACCCUCAAGGUAUUCUGUAUUCUAUGUAUUUAUUCACUAAUGUUGUAUCUGUGCACUGAUUUUCUUUGUUAUUUUUCUUUGUGGUAUAAUAUACAUGUAUAAGCCAAAUCAUAAUCUCAACUGUGAAUUCCAUAUUCUGUAGGAGAUACUGAACUUUUGGUAUAAUGUAUUAAUAAACACAUUAAAUAUUUCACUUAACUGUCCAAAUACAUUUUAACACCAAUAAGCAGUGUUGUGUAGUAGUGAACUACAUGUAGUUCAACUAGUAAAUGAACUAAAUUAUGCAGUAUCUUGGUGGUAGUUGAACUACAUUCAAAUCUAGGUGGUGUUGUCAUUAGUUAAUUACUUUCUUUGCCAUGUAGUGGUGUAGCUAACUACUGGAACUAAACACUACUCUUUUUGCAAAAAUAAAAUAAAAUAUGGGUGACGUAGGCAAUCAUUUCCUUUUUUUCCCGACCUCAGACCUGCCUAAUUCUCACUUGAAACAUCGUUUUUGUGUUUAAUAGGCUAAAUUACACAUUCUGUUAACAUAUGACCCCAACUUGAUCUAUUCUUGCAAUUUGUAGACUAUGACAUUUCAGAUUUACAUUUCAUAAUUUUCAUGAUUUGGAUGUAGAGAACUACUUUUUCAAAGUGACUUUAGUUAAGUAAAAUAUAUUUUUCUUAAGGGUAGAUUUAGUAAAGCUUAACUUCUUCCAGUGUGAAGUAAUUGGUAGCUUGAUAAAUUGUAUUGUCAGAGUAGCUUCCCUAACACUGCCAAUAUGUUGUUCUGUAAGUGUGACAUUUAUUUUAAACUGCACUCACCCAAAAAAAACUUGUUCAUGUGCAAGUGCCUCACAAUGUGGCAUGCUAUUGUGAAGGAAAAGACUAUUGUUUUUACAUAAAUUAAUUCACUGUUUGUUUCAUUGAUGAUUUUUGUUGAAUAAAAAGAGGCUACCAGA
Molecule: messenger RNA, 3544 nt
Organism: Oncorhynchus nerka (sockeye salmon)
Lineage: Eukaryota; Metazoa; Chordata; Actinopteri; Salmoniformes; Salmonidae
Gene: gucy1b1
Product: guanylate cyclase 1 soluble subunit beta 1
Exons: 13
Coding region: 277-2118 (613 amino acids)
Biological process (GO): cGMP biosynthetic process; response to oxygen levels
Cellular component (GO): guanylate cyclase complex, soluble
Molecular function (GO): heme binding; guanylate cyclase activity
Source: RefSeq, a predicted model, not a curated record